AUGAGCUCCAAGCAUACAAAUACCGUUCUGUGGUGUUUCAUAUUACUGUGGCCACAAAACACUGCACAGUUUGUUAAAAAGACGGGAAAAAGUAACAUUACGCACAGCUUGCGCAUCACCAAUAUACAGUGCGUUGAAACACCGUACGAGCUUACCUAUCUGAACUAUUGCAAAAUGGAACAGCUCCCGAACAACAUGGUCGCUCUAAAUGUUUCAAUUCUAGCUCCCAUGGUGCUCAACUUCAUAGAAACGAAGAUUAAGUUGUUCUACAAGUAUACAUCCUACCGUCCCUUCAUGAUCGACUGGAGCAUCGAACUCUGCCAGGCGUAUCGUAUGGGAAGGUUUAAUCCUUCCGCUAUAUUGAUGUUAAAAGUCAUCGAGGACACUGCACCACAGUACCACCAUCCCUGUCCACAUGGUAAUCGUACAUACAUAAUUGUGUGGCUGUUUAACCCGAAGUUUAUACCCGAAACACUGCCAUCCGGCAAUUAUCGUUUGGACAUCUAUUUACGAGAUACAACAAACAAGAUUCUGUUCGCUUUUCAAAUGUUCGGUGCUAUACGCAAACAUGGUUUGAUUGGUUGA
Messenger RNA from Anopheles marshallii, 585 nucleotides. RefSeq lists its product as uncharacterized. The transcript is spliced from 2 exons. The record is from RefSeq and is a predicted model, not a curated record. NCBI's taxonomy places the organism in Eukaryota, Metazoa, Arthropoda, Insecta, Diptera, Culicidae. Bases 1 to 585 code for a protein of 194 amino acids.